ACUCCUAAAACAGUGCUUUUAUCAGUGGAGUGACUAUUGCAAUUUGGCACUUAUUAAUGUUUUUCCUUAAUUUCAGUUGUUGACUAGAUGACCAUCACUACAAAAAAUGAGAGGCCUAAGAGAUUUUAGAUUCUUACAGAGGCGAAUAGAAGACUGGUUGUCCAAGAAGAUUGUUGCCUUUUUCUUUAACAUUUUUAGUUAUUGCAGUAGUCCUCGGAGGACCAUCCCCAGGAGCUCCUUGCUCCUCUCUUCUCCACAAACUAACCACCUUUCGAAUCUCUCCAAUCAGUUUCAUUCCCUUGUCAACGAAUCCUCCAUCAAGUUGGCUCCUGGCCAGGUGUCUCUAUUCCAUCUGAGUUCUUCUCCCUUUCAAAGAUUUGGUUUUGCUUCUUCUGCGUCCCCCAAGACUUCUGAAAAAGAACAUUGGAGUAAUUCAGAGAAUAAUGGAGAUGCUAAAGUCUCCAGUCAAGCCGCCUCUAAGCAGAGUGAUGUUGCUGAUCAGACAAAAGAAUCGGGUUCUAUAUCAGAUUCUCAGUCUACUAUGUCUAAUAAUGUGAAAACAAGGAGAAGAACUAAACGAGCAGCAUUUUCUGAUUCAAAUUCCGACGAGGAUUUGAGUGUAGAUGAUCUGGUGAAACUUGUGGCUGAGAAGGAAGAGCUUUUGAAGCAGAAGCAUAAAGAGAUUGAGAAAAUGAAAGAUAAAGUCCUCAGAAGCUAUGCGAAAAUGGAGAAUGUCAUGGACAGGACACGACGUGAAGCAGAGAACUCGAAAAAAUUUGCCAUUCAGGUUUGGUACCAAAGCUUAUUUGCAUAUACAUCUUAUUUUCACAUUAAAGUUUCCUUGUUCAAAAUAGUAGGUUUGGUACGCCUGUUGAAGUCUUAGCUUGACAAAUGGCUUGAAAUCUUGUUGCA
Messenger RNA from Humulus lupulus (European hop), 912 nucleotides. RefSeq names its product grpE protein homolog 2, mitochondrial-like. Bases 107 to 883 code for a protein of 258 amino acids. Gene Ontology annotation, molecular function: protein-folding chaperone binding; adenyl-nucleotide exchange factor activity; protein homodimerization activity. Gene Ontology annotation, biological process: protein folding; protein import into mitochondrial matrix. The record is from RefSeq and is a predicted model, not a curated record. Lineage: Eukaryota; Viridiplantae; Streptophyta; Magnoliopsida; Rosales; Cannabaceae. Gene Ontology annotation, cellular component: PAM complex, Tim23 associated import motor. The transcript has 3 exons.